Molecule: messenger RNA, 1020 nt
Organism: Prunus armeniaca (apricot)
Lineage: Eukaryota; Viridiplantae; Streptophyta; Magnoliopsida; Rosales; Rosaceae
Source: the annotation of a GenBank genome assembly
AUGUCUAUUCACCCGGACUCCCAAAUUGUAAUUUUACCUGAACCCCGCGCACAAACCUCAGUCCAGAGUUCAGAUAUCAGAGAACGACCUCCUCCUCCUCCACGACCGCCGCUACUGGCCCCCACUUACUCUCUCACUCUUCAAUCUCCACCGCCCGUUUUCUCUGGCCGCAACCAAAUGGCUCAUCCGCCGCACGAUCCCUACUACCUGCAGCAGCAACCACCGCUGCCGCCACAGCAACAGGAUUACAGUGACCGGAGUGUGAUCAACACUCUCUUCGUCUCGGGCCUCCCCGACGACGUCAAGGCGCGUGAGAUUCACAACCUCUUCCGCCGUCGCCCUGGCUUCGACUCUUGCCAGCUCAAGUACACCGGCCGCGGCAACCAGGUCGUUGCUUUUGCUACGUUUUUCAAUCACCAAUCAGCAAUGGCAGCUCUGCAUUCGUUAAAUGGUGUGAAAUUUGAUCCUCAAACUGGUUCCCUGCUGCAUAUUGAACUGGCCAGAUCAAACUCAAGAAGGAAGCGUAAACCAGGUAGUGGAGCCUAUGUUGUUAUAGAUAAAAGAACUAAAAAAGAGGCUGAUACCCAAGAAACAUCUAGCGAUGAUGGAGACAGUGAAACUGAUGAACCAUCUGAAACUGAAAAUAAUGAUUCUGGCGACAAGACUGAAUUAGAGACUACAAAGAGCGCUGAGACGGCAGUGGAUUCUGACAAUGCUGUAGCUACUGUAAAUGAGCAAUCUGAAAAGCAUGUUGAUGGAGGACCAUGUUCCACUCUGUUCAUUGCAAAUCUAGGUCCAAAUUGCACUGAAGAUGAACUGAAGCAAGUUCUAUCUAAGUACCCUGGAUUCAAUGUGAUCAAAUUGCGUGCUAAAGGUGGAAUGCCAGUUGCAUUUGCUGAUUUUGAGGAAAUUGAACAAGCCAAUAAAGCCAUGGACGAACUUCGUGGCAGCUCGUUACCAUCUUCAGACAGGGGUGGCAUGCAUAUAGAAUAUGCAAGGUCUAAGAUGAGGAAGUCGUAG